Molecule: messenger RNA, 2909 nt
Organism: Calidris pugnax (ruff)
Lineage: Eukaryota; Metazoa; Chordata; Aves; Charadriiformes; Scolopacidae
Gene: WDR5
Product: WD repeat domain 5
Exons: 13
Coding region: 844-1848 (334 amino acids)
Cellular component (GO): Set1C/COMPASS complex
Molecular function (GO): histone binding
Source: RefSeq, a predicted model, not a curated record
GAAAUGGGGGGUGGGAUUUGCCUUUACGAGGAUGAAAUGGAGAUGGUUCCAGACGGAGAUGAUGGUUCCCUCGGCAGCCUGGGCCCUGGUCACCCGGUGCCGGCUCCCACUCAGGCAGGUUUUGUUCCAGAAAAUAAGGCUGGUACAAAAGGCCGGUUUUUGGUCAGGUGGAAGUCCUGGACAGAGGAGGGUAUGAUCUGAUGUUCCAACCAUCUAGGAAGGAAAUAUGAGACCAAAAUGCUUGCAUUCCGAGGUGAAAGGAAAUCUAGUAAGGGCUUAAGCUCUGGGAAUGCCUGUUAUUUUUUUUUCUGCUCAUUAUGGUCUCUUAUUCCGUACCGUAAUAUGUCUGAAAGAGAAGGCCUUGGGUUGUUCCUUCCACCUCUUGUGCAAACUGUGGUAUUUACUAUGUUCUGAGUACUUCUUAGAAGUAUUUUGGGGAAUAUGAUAUGAAAACCCCACCGCACCUAAAGGCUAUACUGCUUUAUUUCCAUUUGGAAGCGAAGCAGAAUGAGGAAAAAAAGCUUUCCAAGAAGUGAUAAAAGGCCAUGGCUUGGGUUCUUGGUCUUGCACGUGAGUAGGUCUGAAGGCCUAAAAUACUGCUGUGUUGCUAAACAGAUGCAGAAUGUGGGUUUUCAUACUGGUUUCUGGUCACCUGUAGUUUAAGCUAAUCUCAUUCUUCUAGCUGCUGAGAGUCUCUUUGACAGCUAAUGAGAAUAUUCUGGUUUUUCUUCCAGGUUUUCCUUUCAGUGCCGUUCUCCUCUCCGUGGCAAGGGCCGCCUUUUGAAGCAGCACAUUCAUUCUCCCCUUCAAGCACCAUAAGUCUCAUUUGCCAGCUUCAGAACCAUGGCAACAGAAGAAAAGAAGCCAGAUGCAGAAUCCACCAAAACACAAUCUACUCCUUCCUCCUCGACCAAUCAGAGCAAGCCUGCGCCAGUAAAACCAAACUAUGCUCUGAAGUUCACGUUAGCGGGACAUACAAAGGCAGUCUCAUCAGUAAAGUUUAGUCCUAAUGGCGAGUGGCUAGCCAGCUCCUCUGCUGACAAACUCAUUAAGAUUUGGGGAGCAUAUGAUGGCAAGUUUGAGAAAACAAUAUCUGGUCAUAAACUGGGUAUCUCUGAUGUUGCUUGGUCAUCAGAUUCCAACCUUCUUGUCUCUGCCUCUGAUGAUAAAACUCUCAAAAUAUGGGAUGUGAGCUCGGGUAAGUGCUUGAAGACAUUGAAAGGGCACAGUAACUACGUUUUCUGCUGCAACUUUAACCCUCAGUCAAACCUCAUCGUGUCUGGAUCAUUUGACGAAAGCGUGAGGAUAUGGGAUGUGAAGACAGGGAAGUGCCUCAAGACGUUGCCUGCUCAUUCUGACCCGGUUUCAGCUGUGCAUUUUAAUCGUGAUGGAUCCCUGAUAGUGUCAAGUAGCUAUGAUGGACUCUGUCGAAUCUGGGAUACAGCAUCAGGGCAGUGCUUGAAAACUCUCAUAGAUGAUGAUAAUCCUCCUGUGUCUUUUGUGAAAUUCUCUCCAAAUGGCAAAUACAUACUAGCUGCAACUUUGGACAACACUCUUAAACUUUGGGACUACAGCAAAGGAAAGUGCCUGAAGACGUACACAGGACACAAAAAUGAGAAGUACUGCAUAUUUGCAAAUUUCUCUGUUACCGGUGGAAAGUGGAUUGUGUCUGGUUCAGAAGACAACCUGGUUUAUAUUUGGAACCUUCAGACAAAAGAGAUUGUACAGAAAUUACAAGGGCACACAGAUGUUGUAAUCUCAACAGCUUGUCACCCAACAGAAAACAUCAUUGCAUCAGCGGCACUAGAAAACGACAAAACAAUUAAACUGUGGAAGAGUGACUGUUAAACGUUCCAGUAUCACUUUAGAGACUGUCAGGAAAAAGAUGUUUUUAAAAAAAAAAUAUUAAAAAAACCACAUGAGAAUAAUAAAUCCAGUUUGGCAGGAAACCUGAAGAAUUGAUAAAGUGGUUUCUGUUAGUCUUGGCCCAAAGAAAACGUCUUAGCUCUUUGCUAGAACCGGGCAACGUGGUGGAAACAAACAAACAAACAAAAAGAUGCAGUGUCUCCUUUUCUUGCCUAAUGUUUUGGCAGCAAAUGGAUCGUUCUGACAUCGCGUUACAAGUGUCAGCCUUGUGUUGGACACCCCAAAGAUACUGUACUUUAUGGUGGCAUCACUUCUGGGCACUGUCGCUGCUUAAGGAGGAGCUGCCAGUCUACUUUGUAACAGUAAGUUAAGUCACGAGCCCAGACAUGUGUGGGAUUUUUUUUUUCUAAAAUGUCUAAUUUUUUUUAUUUUUUAUUUUUAUUUUUUUUUUUCCAGAAUGUAGGUUCUAGUCUUGGGAAGUUUCUGUAUUGUUUUAACUAGGAGUACUGCAUCUUUAAGGGUGCUUCAUUUUAAACACUCAGCUCAAACUUUGUGACCAAAUAAAACCAUACAGAUUUCCAGAUUUCCCUCUUCCUGCCCCUGACUUGACUCCUGUGGUGAAAUCUCCUCUUAACUUCUGUAUAGUCGCUUACCUCUUGUUACGUGUGUUUAAUAGAUGCUGUUCUAGAGCAAAGUUACAGUUCUUCUGUUAAUCAUUAAAAUGAAUCCUGCUUGUAGUUGUUCUCGGCAUACUUUAAUUUUUAUUUUUUUUUUUCCUCUUCUGGUUAAAAAAGCGAGCUCACUCACAGAACACUGUAAAGUUAUUUCAAUGUAAAAAAAUGGAAAAAAAAAAAAGACCCAGACUUUUUGUAUCUUGAAAAAUCCAUCGUAUGAAACUGUAUUGAUAAUGGCAUGACUCUGUAUCUGUUUCAGCGUUGGUAUUUCUUUCCCUUUUUGUCAUACCCAUGUGGUAUUUACACAUCCAAAAAAAAACUACAAAAAAACCCAUAUGCCGUAAUAAAAAAGGUGGGAUUUUAUGUGUA